AUGAUCAGACUGAUCAAGAUAUUUGCCCUCGUUGAAGUGGUGCUGGGCAUCACCUCCAACGCCCAAGGGCAGCCCCUGGCGCAAGUUCGACGAGCAAGCGCGCAACGAUUUUCAUCCGAGCUUCGCACGAGUCCCUCUCUCGCCCUACCGGUAGCUGCUAGAGGCACCUCCUGGAAGCCUCAAAAGCAGCAGCAGCAGCAGCAGCAGCAGCAGCAGCAGCAGCAGCAACGACUUCAACGACGUUUUCUAGGCAAGCUUUUUUCUUGCUUUACAGGAGGGGCGUGCAAAAAGACGGUCAAAAGUCCGGAACAUUCUCACAGGUGGUACGAAGAGCAGACGAUUCCGGACAUGACGCCUCACGACGAUCACUCCAUGGUCGGCAUGACGCCAGUGAUGUUUAGGAACAAGAUCAGGUAUCCCACUAGCCUUAGACCGACGGUCAGAGAUUAA
Molecule: messenger RNA, 450 nt
Organism: Ceraceosorus guamensis
Lineage: Eukaryota; Fungi; Basidiomycota; Exobasidiomycetes; Ceraceosorales; Ceraceosoraceae
Exons: 1
Coding region: 1-450 (149 amino acids)
Source: RefSeq, a predicted model, not a curated record